CACUACUCCAUCAAUGUGAUCGUCACUGCGCCGUAUGCUUUGGCUGUUAACAUGUUCGCUAGAUUCGUGAUUCAUCAGACUCUAGGGUUACUAAAGUACCGAACUUUAAUUGUGAAUUUUGACCAUUAUAAGCUUUCUAAAUGCAUGCCCCUGUAGAUCCAAGGCGGGCUUUCGUGGGCUUAGAACUCUGUCUGAAAAGUGGUUGAUUUCUCUAUUUCUUCUCCUCCUGGCCAUUUGUGCCAGAACUUGCAUGAAGACAGUCGAGAAAUAAUUCUUGGCUUCUGACUUUCUGAAUCUGCGUGCUGUUUGCUUUGUUUGCGAAGGGCAUUUAGUUGGCCUGUUAAUUGGAAUACGUUUGUAUUUUUUUUUAUCAUCAGUACCAAUCUAGACUCUUAAGAUCUCUAAUUCUUUUUUCUUCUCCGCUUUAUGACGAUCUAGCGUUGGAAAUUUUUAUCUGUGAUAUUUGAUGCUUGAAUGUGCCUCCUAAUGUUUGAGUCGAGUUUAUAAAUGAUUAUCGAAAGAAGUCUCUUCUCUUUGGAGAGAUCUGCUUUGCCCAAGAAAUUAUGGGAUUGAAAAAGAUGCUAGGCGAGUAUGAUAUACUGUAGUUUUCUUAUUGUCAGCAGUACGUGAAAGCUGCUGCUGCUGCUCCUUCUUGGUUUUUAUUUGGGACGGGGGUGUUGCUAUUUGAUUUUGGAUCCAUUCGCUCCCGAAAAUUUAAGAUAACAUUCCGCUCUUUUCAGCUUUCUCCCUUGAUUGAAAACUUAGUUCUUUAAUUCUUAUUUUUUUUUUAAGUUGAACUCUACCCGUCUGAUUGUCAGAUUUCAGUAAGCCUUUCAUGUAAUUUUAUAGUUUGAAGCUCUAUUCCUUUGCUUCUCUACUUCUUGGUGGUGCUAGGUGAAGAUUGGCUCUUCAAGAUGUUUAGAGUUGGGGGGAAAAAAAAGCAAUGCUUACAGCGUGGAAAUGAAACGUUUCUCAUAUUUAAGAUUGGAAAAUGUGAAAUUAUACAUCACUAAAUUUACUUGUGAGUGCAUAUAUUUUUAUUUUUCAUAUGCUUUAGUCGAGUUUAUGUGAAUUAGACGCUUUGUGGACCUCAAAAUUAUGUUAUUGUAGCACAGUAGUCCUAGGCCACUGUCACUUUUUCCCGGAGGACGACAUUUUAUCAUGUCCCAGUUAUAACUUUAUGCUAAUUUCUUAUUGCAUGCUUAUUUUGUAAUGCUUUUUGCUUUUUAAUUUUUACUUGUUGCAGUGCAUGUCUCAUUUUCUUCUUUCAGUCAGGUACAAUAUGUAGUGGUUUCAUCAAACAAAGUGAUCAUGUUGUAGAAUCCAAUGCUAGUAGAGAAUUCUUUAUUGUCUAUAGCUAGGUGAGGGUAAGCAUAUCCAAAGUUGAGACAACCAAAAAAUGGAGUGCAACAAGGAUGAGGCAGUUAGGGCGAAAGAACUAGCAGAGAGGAAAUUUUCAGAAAGGGAAUAUGCUGAUGCAAAGAAGCUUGCCGUCAAGGCUCUAAAUCUGUGUCCUGCACUGGAUGUUAGGAAUCAUUACAGAAAGCUGGCUCUCACUCUUCACCCUGACAAAAACAAGUCUUUAGGCGCAGAAGGUGCAUUUAAGCUGGUUUCAGAGGCGUGGAGUAUGCUAUCAGAUAAGGCCAGGAGACAAGCAUAUAACCAGAAUAGAAGUUUGAAAGGAUUUCAACAUAGUGCUUCUGACCAUGGCAGAACUCAGUCAGAAGCAUCAUGUAGAAAUGGUUUUAACAAUUUUAACAAGAAUGAGACUACGAAUGUGAGGAAUGGAAAUAAUAAUACUCGUCGACAACCCACAUCAGCUCCUCCUCCAAAGGCUAGUACCUUCUGGACAAUCUGUAACCAGUGCAAGACACAUUAUGAAUAUCUCAAGAUCUAUUUGAAUCAUACGCUUAUUUGUCCCACCUGUAAUGAGCAUUUCUUGGCUGAAGAUAUGCCUCCGCCUCCCAAUAUUUUCAAGUCAGCAAAUCGGUCUUCCAGCCAACAGUGUCAGAAUUCUCAACUACGUUCUGCAGGGAAUAAUCCAGGAAGCAAUUGUGCAGUUUCUCAAAAUAGAGAAGCAGGAGAUUCCUCCGGCAGAAUGUUUAACAAUACAAGCUCUAAGUGUAGUCCUCAGUCCAAAAUGGCUGGUUAUGGGAGCAGAGAUGGCCCAUCAUCUAUUGGUGCUCAAGCAGCAAAUGUUGUGCAGAAGGCAAGUGAGAAAAUGACAGAAGAUUGUGAGAGAGCACCAUCAAUUGCUGAAUGGGAGAGGAGUCAAAUGUCAAAGAGGACUGAAGGUUCCUUAAAUAAGGUAGAAAAGACAUUGAAGAAGAGGAGGACGGAUGAGAUUGGCAUUAAUGGUGAUCCAGGAUACAUGGCUAAUAAUAUUUCCAUGGGACAUUGGGUUGCAGGAUUCGGUUAUGUUUCUGAAUCAAGAAAGGCUAACUGGCAAACAGAGAGGACCUUGGGGUUUUCUGGUAUUACCAGCAGGCCCCACAGUAUGAGAGAAUUAGGAAUGUUUGAAAUACGGAAUAUGUUGAUACAUAGGGCUCAAAGCGAUCUUCGUGAGAAAGUCCAAGAAUGGAGAUCAACAACUGAAGCUAAGAAUACCAAGAAGCACAAACAGAACAAGAGAACCAUAAGCACAUUGAAUGACAAAACACCUAAUGCGGAGAAGCAUGGUGUGUCCGCUCUUAGUGGUAACCAGCAUCUGGACAGUGAUUCAAUUAAGAUGGACAAAGCCUGUAUGACGAUUACUGUUCCAGACUCAGAUUUUCACAAUUUUGACUUGGAUAGAGCUGAAAAUUCUUUUGAAGAGGACCAGGUCUGGGCUGCUUAUGAUGAUGAUGAUGGGAUGCCUCGGUAUUAUGCUCGAAUCCACAAGGUGAUAUCCUUGAAGCCAUUUAAGAUGCGGAUCAGUUGGCUUAACUCUCGAAGCAAUAGUGAAUUGGGUCCAAUAGACUGGAUAGGUUCUGGUUUUUACAAAACGUGCGGGGAUUUCAGAACCGGCAAGCAUGAAAUAACCGAAUCAUUAAAUUCAUUUUCACACAAGGUUAAGUGGACAAAAGGCACCAGAGGAGUUGUUCGCAUCUUUCCUGUCAAGGGGGAAGUGUGGGCUCUUUAUAGAAACUGGUCUCCAGAUUGGAACCGACGUACUCCAGAUGAAGUGAUACACAAGUAUGACAUGGUAGAGGUGGUUGAAGAUUUUGACAAAGGUCAAGGUGUAGUCGUUACCCCACUCACUAAGGUUGCUGGAUUUAGGACCGUGUUCGAUAGGCACGGAGACCCCCGAGGGUUAAUGAGGAUUCCUAAAGGCGAGCUGUUUCGUUUCUCUCAUCAGGUUCCUUAUCACUUGCUUACAGGACAAGAAGCUCACAAUGCCCCAAAAGGUUGUCGAGAGCUGGAUCCAGCAGCGACUCCUCUCGAUCUCCUUUAUAAUACAACAGAAGCAAAUGAGGCACCCGAUGGUGUUGGAAAACGCAGGGAAAAUGCACUGCUCAGUUCAACCGAAAAGCGCGGGUUUGGGAUCGAGGAAAAUGCACCCCAAGAAUAAGUACAAGAGAAAUGGUAGAUGGAGAUGCCGAAGCGGAGAAACCAUAUUAGAUGAUACUGCACAGUAUAGAAUAGAAAAGUUGAUGUGACUGUGGAUGCGAAAUAGUCUUUGAGAAAUACAAACAUUAUCCGCUUGGGCUCUUGAUUUUUGUAAAGUAGAAAAGAUAAUCCGGUAGGUUUUUUGGUGGUAUAAUUGGAUCAAAGGGAUCCUCUGCAUUUGGGAUUUUCUUUCC
Molecule: messenger RNA, 3782 nt
Organism: Prosopis cineraria
Lineage: Eukaryota; Viridiplantae; Streptophyta; Magnoliopsida; Fabales; Fabaceae
Exons: 2
Coding region: 1400-3550 (716 amino acids)
Source: RefSeq, a predicted model, not a curated record